UUCUGUAACACGUUAAGAACCUUGCCCCUACCUUAUCAAACUCGCUGUGAAAUAACGUUAUAAAAGGCAAUUUUCUGCCCCCGCACCACUUCAGUGCUGUGCCUUUGAACCGCAGACAUGUUGCCUUUCACAAGAUACGUGACAGUGCUAGCUGUCAUUGUAGCUGUCACAUUUGCUCAAGAUUACGACUACGAAGAGCCAAGGGCAGCACCACAACGCGUCAGGCCAGGCUACAGCGGUCCCUCACAGAACAACGCACCAAGACCAACUCCAGUUGCCAUCUUGAAACAAAUUAACAGACACAACGAAGAUGGAUCCUACACUUAUGGCUACGAAUCUGCUGACGGAUCCUUCAAGAUCGAAACCAAACUACCAACGGGCGAGGUCAAGGGCAAAUACGGUUACGUAGACGACACUGGAAAGGUCAGAACCAUCGAAUACGGUGCCACCAAGCACGGCUUUGCCCCAUCUGGGGAAGGAAUAACAGUACCACCACCGACCUUGGUCGACGAAACCACCAACAGGGACGGUCUACCUAACCAAGACUACCAAAACAACUAUUACCAACCUCAGGAACAACAACAGCCAAUCAGGGCUGCCCCAAGACCUCGUCCAAGACCCCAGCCGGUCUAUGAACAGUUCGAAGCACCUCAAUUCGCUCCAGCUCCACAAAGAAAUGCUGCUCCUGUACCACCAAGGGCUCAAAUUCCUGGAGCCGUACAGACCACCACCCUCGAUUUUGGACCACCACAAAGACCAGCAAAUGUGAGAAGCUUCCAACCAGCACCAGCUCCACGUCCACAGUCUGCACCUAAUCAAUUCUCCUUCCCUGACUUCGACACAAACCCUCCAGUGAGAGCUGCCCCAAAGGUCACCUACGCUCAGCCAGCUCCUUUGCCUUCUCAGUACGUCCCAGAGUCCAGGCCACCACCUAGGUACCGUCCAGGACCUCCUCCAGCUCCUGUUGCUGCCCCUUCAAGGCCAGUUCCUUCGGUUGGUGGAAGAAGUUCUGGUGGAAUCUUGGACCAGCUGUCCAGAGACUAUGCUCUACCAGAAGGCGGUGCUGCUCCACUCCAUGACAUCAGUUUCGGUUAUUACUAAAUGGAGAAAUUCUAGAAGAAAUUAUGCGAAUUAGUAAUGAUCAUUGCUCGCUCUUUCUUGAAAAAAGCUCCUAAAGCUGUGUUACCUUUCGAUUCAUUUUCAGGUUCUAUAUUUCCUUGUUUUUCACUCUUUUCAGCAAUUUUUUCUUCUUGUUUCCAUAUUUUUUCUAUUUUCUUCUGAGAAUUACCAAAUUUCAUUCUGAUCUCUUAUAUUUUCCCUUCAAAAUCUCUGUUCUUCCUGUUUCCGAUCUUGUUCUUUCAUUUUUCAACUGUUUUUUCAGGUGCUGAAAGUAUUUUCACAUCUUUAAAUCUCAAAACUUGGUGCUUUUCUUGUUUCCUUCAUAGAAAUUCAAAAAGGACUAUUUUACUCUACAUUUCUUCUUCUGCUCAACCUGAUACAAAAUCUCUUGUCUUUCACUCUAUUGCGGUUGUUAUUCUUGCCUUGUUGCAACUGAAACAAUAUUUGAAUUCAUUUCGAAAUUCUAGGUAUGUAACUUUGUGUUACUUCUGAAGGAUGUAACAUUAUGUUGUCUUGUAAAUAUUGUAAGUUUAAGUUAGCUCGAUAAUAAGUUACCGAAAGUUUGAUUUGUGUCUGCUGAAUGAAUAUUUAAUAUUGUUUAUAAGGAAGGAGUUCCAUCUAAGUCUUAUGGAAGAUGUCAUAGUGUUUUAAUAAACUCUAUUAACUUA
Messenger RNA from Coccinella septempunctata (seven-spotted ladybird), 1787 nucleotides. RefSeq names its product cyclin-K (gene Cpr97Ea). Gene Ontology annotation, cellular component: chitin-based extracellular matrix. NCBI's taxonomy places the organism in Eukaryota, Metazoa, Arthropoda, Insecta, Coleoptera, Coccinellidae. Gene Ontology annotation, molecular function: structural constituent of chitin-based larval cuticle. The record is from RefSeq and is a predicted model, not a curated record. The transcript is spliced from 4 exons. The coding region runs from base 118 to 1101 and encodes 327 amino acids.